Messenger RNA from Closterium sp. NIES-65, 1086 nucleotides. Lineage: Eukaryota; Viridiplantae; Streptophyta; Zygnematophyceae; Desmidiales; Closteriaceae. The record is from the annotation of a GenBank genome assembly.
AUGUGGUUAGAAGUGCUGUGGUUGGAGAAGAGAAGCCUACAGUUCCCAGCAGCAGCAGCAGCAGCAGCAGCAGCAGCAGCAGCACCAGCACCUGCAUCCCUUCUCCUGGAUGCUGAAUGCAAGGAGAAACCCGCAGUACUCCUGCUGCAUGGCUUCCUUGCUGCUUCCUCCUUUUGGACCGACACCGCUGUGCCGUUUCUUCCCAAGAGCUUCCUGGAGGGCAGGAGGGUGGUGGCAGUGGACCUGCUGGGGUGGGGCAAGAGCCCCAAACCCAGGGAUUGUGAUUAUAGUGUGGAGGAGCACGCGAGCUGCAUAGAGCGCACGGUGCUCGCCCCACUCAGCAUCUCCACCUUUCACAUCGUGGGCCACAGCAUGGGGGGCUUGAUCGGUGCGGUUCUGGCUGCUCGCAACCGAGACAGGGUGGUGUCUCUCUGCAUCUACUCGCCUCCCUACAUCUCUCCCCGACCAGGCCUCACACCAGCAGAGGAGUUUUUCCAGCUAGCCACCCCGCGAUGCUUCUCCCCUGCAGUGCUAAUGUUCCCCAGCACGUGCGGGUGGUUCGAGCACGUGGGCCGAGUCAUCUGCGUCUUGUUUUCGCAAUUUCAUUGGCUCACCGACGCCCUCGCUGCUCUCCUGCUGCCCCGCUUAGGCGCCAAACUCCCACCCUCCUACGUGCGGGAUUUCACCCGUCACACACAUCACACCGCCUGGCACUGCUUCUUCAACACCAUCUGUGCCGGCACCAACUUCCUGGAGCCUUCCCUGCACCUACUGCACAACCAAAGCCCCACAAGCGUCCUUCCUGUAACCAGCCAUACCUGUAUCGGGACCGAAUCAGUGAGUGCUGUAGCAGAGAGCGGCGAGUUAUUCAACAGAAGCGUUCCAGUGACGAUAGUGCAUGGUGACAAAGACAACGUGUGCCCGAUUGACUCAAGCAGGGGGUUGGCUCGGCGGCAUCCGAACGUGCAGCUGUUGGAGGUUCGGGGAGAGGACCACAUUACAGUGGUGGCGGCUAGGGAGAAAGAAGCUGCUCAACAGAUUGUGGAGUUUGUUGAAGAAGCAGAGGCUGCAAGCAUGGAUGCAUGA